GAAGCCAUCAAAGCCAACUCGUACUAUGACAACAACCAGCACGUGCGGUGUGGUCACGUGACUGACGGCUUCUCCUCAUGUGACCAGACCGUGGAGGGGGAGCUGUCCAUGGGGGCCCAGGAACAUUUUUAUCUGGAGCCCCACGCCUGCAUCGUCUCCCCCCGGGACACGGACGAGUACCACGUGACCUGCAUGACUCAGAACCUGGAUGCUAUCCAUACUGAAUUAGCCCAAGUGUUGGGCAUUUCACAGAGCCAAAUCACUGUCAGUGUUAAGAGAAUCGGUGGUGGAUUUGGUGGGAAAGAAACUCGCCAUGGCAGUGUUGUGUUUCCUGUAGCAGUGGCUGCACACAAGUACAAAAGGCCAGUUAGAGCAGUUCUAGACCGCGAUGAGGACAUGCGACUUACUGGCACUAGACACCCUAUACUGGCCAAAUACAAAGUUGGGUUCAACAAAAAUGGCAAGCUGGUUGCACUAGAGGCUGAGGUUUACUUAAACGCUGGCUCAUCUCUGGACAUGUCUGCCCCUGUAUCAGAGCGAUGUAUCCUGACGAUGAGCAACGCUUACAAAAUUCCCAAUGUCCACAUUCAGGGCAAGCUGUGUAGGACCAACAUAGCCUCUAACACGGCCUUCAGGGGGUUUGGUACCCCCCAGGCCGUGUUUAUCAUGGAGAGUAUCAUGGACCACGUGGCUACAACCCUGGGGAUGGACCCUGUGCUGAUUCGUGAAAUAAACUUCUACAAGCAGGGUGACCAAGUGGCAUACGGCCAGGUCAUAGAAAAAAGUCAUCUUCUGGACUGCUGGGGGGAAUGCAAAAUAUUUUCUAACUACGAUGAACUUAAAACUAAUGUGGAGAAAUUUAACAAAUCAAACACAAAUAAAAAGAGAGGCAUUGCAUUAUCACCCUUAACCUAUGGCAUUGGUUAUCCAUUGAAGCUAUUAAACAAGGGUUCUGCACAGGUGAAUGUCUAUCGUGAUGGAUCUGUGCUGUUGUUGACUAGUGGGGUGGAGAUGGGGCAAGGUCUGAACACUAAAAUGAUACAGAUUGCCAGCCAGGUCCUAAAUGUUGACGUCAAGUUUAUCCGUGUUCCUGACACAUCCACGGACACAGCUCCCAACUCCAGCCCCACGGCAGGCAGUAUGACCUCUGACCUUAUAGGACCAGCUGUGGUGAAUGCUUGUAAUGAAAUAAAAGACAAACUUAAACCAUUGAGAGAAGCAAAACCAGAUUUGUCAUGGCAACAAUUGGUGAAUGAGGCCAUAGAUGAUAGAAAAUAUUUGUCAGCGAUUGGAUUUUAUGCGCCUGAAGUAAAUGGAAUGGACUGGAGCAAAACAGUGAACUCACCCUUCCAGUAUUACUCAUUUGGGGCAUGUUGUAGUGUGGUGGAGAUUGACUGUCUUAACGGGGAUCAUACGGUUCUGUCUACUCAUAUAGUCAUGGAUGUUGGGCACAGUCUUAACACAGCCAUAGACAUUGGUCAAAUAGAGGGAGCCUUCCUACAGGGCUAUGGUUUGAUGUGUUUAGAGCAGUAUAAAAUGUCUGCCAAAGGGAGCCUACUCUCAUCUGGACCUGGCACUUACAAGAUCCCUUCCUUCUCAAACAUACCCAAGUGUUUCAAUGUUGCCUUGUUGAAAAAUGAAGGCAACCCUAAGGCUGUCUACUCAUCCAAAGCCAUUGGUGAGCCACCUCUGUGCCUGUCCGUGUCAGUUCUCAUGGCCAUCAAGUCUGCCAUUCAAGCUGCAAGACCACAACGGUCAGCUGGUCACUUCUUCCUUCACGCCCCAGCUACCCCAGACAGGAUUAGAAUGGGAUGUGACGAUGACCUGGCGCAGAUGUUUACCCAGGAUGCUGAAGCUGAUGCAGAAAAACCAUUCUUCGUCGUUUUGUAAAAUAUUUUUAGCGAAAGUAUUUAUUAAUACAAAUUUAUUACUUGUGUGUUGGGUAUAAACUGUUUGGCCUUUUUGUUGUUGAUAUUUUUUAAAUAAAUGUGUGAUAGUUAAAUGUUAUUAAUUUAAGAAAAGAAAAAUGUAAUAUCUCAAGAGAAAUGUAUUGUGUAUUAUACAAACACGAGCCGACCCGCUGCGUAUCAUACGCCUCUAUUUAGUUGUUUUUUUUUUCUACUUUUCAGUAAUUUAUAAUUUGUGAAUUCGACAGUACCAAUGCCGCCACUGAAAAUAUUUGCUUAAAAACACUAAACCCCCCUCCCCCCCCCACGUGAAAGCAGCCUCCUCUUAGUUACCUCCUCUAAGUUUAAAAUCGUUUCAAACUAAAUUAUCUGCCCCUAAUAGCCGUCAC
Messenger RNA from Physella acuta, 2296 nucleotides. RefSeq names its product xanthine dehydrogenase-like. The record is from RefSeq and is a predicted model, not a curated record. Lineage: Eukaryota; Metazoa; Mollusca; Gastropoda; Physidae. Gene Ontology annotation, molecular function: iron ion binding; oxidoreductase activity.